Messenger RNA from Parnassius apollo (apollo), 1809 nucleotides. The record is from the annotation of a GenBank genome assembly. Lineage: Eukaryota; Metazoa; Arthropoda; Insecta; Lepidoptera; Papilionidae.
AUGUGCAAAAAUAUCUGUACAAUUAAAUCUGAAAACACACAUGAUACUGAAAAAAAUAAUUUAAACAUUGCCGCGACCACUGGCAUCGUUGCUUCUGGUAUUGGUUAUUCUCAAUUUGAAGAGCUAUGUUCAGCAAUAGACGUUCCAGUAUUUACUCCGAAUACUUACACUAAAUAUCAAGAUCAGGUUCUUAAAAAAUGGGAACAAACUGCGAGUUCUUCUAUGGCAGCUGCUGCAGAAAAAGAAAAAGAAAUAGCUAUCGAAGAAGGCCAAACCAAGGGUGGUUUUCCCGUAAUUGAUGUUCUCGUUGAUGGCUCCUGGUGCGCUCGAUCCUAUGGUUCUAAUUAUAAAGCAUUAUCUGGUACUGCAGCUAUUAUCGGCAGAAAAACUGGUCAAAUUCUUUACAUUGGGGUGAAAAAUAAAUACUGUCUUGUGUGUGCCCGAGCUGAAAAUAACAAUAUUUCACCUAAGGAGCAUAAAUGCUUCAAAAAUUACGAAGGAUCGUCAACGUCUAUGGAAAAUGAGAUUAAAGUCGAAGGAUUUAAGUCUUCUAUAUCUUCAUACGGCGUCAUAUAUGGUAGAAUAAUUGGUGAUGGUGACGCCUCUACUUACGCGAAAAUCCUACAGGCCAGACCAUAUGCAGAACAAAACGUCACUGUCGAAAAAAUUGAGUGCCGUAACCAUAUCUUGCGAAACUUUUGUAAAAGAAUGCGUAAUUUAAUAACAGAAACAAAAUACGCUUUGGCUCAACGAAAAACAUUGACUAAUGUAAAAAUUUUAGCAAUGCGGAAAGCAAUUGUGAAAGCCAUAAAACAUCACAAAGUGUCGCAGAGUCCUCGAGAUGUUUUAAUAUCGAUGUUACACAAAUAUAUCAUCAACUCUGUGUCACAUGUGUAUGGUGACCAUAGAUUUUGCCAGGAUUAUUUCUGUACAAAAGAAAAAAAUGAUAAUGAAGAACUUAAAAAAAUUCAAAAUUCAACCUUUAUUUUUAGGAUAAAUGCCAUUGUUUCCAGUAUUGCAGCAAAAUCACGAAGUUUAAUUGAAGACGUGGAUACCAACAAUGUCGAAUGCUUUAAUAGUGUAAUUGCAAAAUUUAUUGGAGGAAAACGAAUCAAUUUUGCUUUGAAAGGAGGUUAUCAAGGUAGGUGUUCAGCGGCAGUAGUGUCAUUCAACACCAAAUCGGCAAUAUCCACAGUUCAAUCGGCUUUUACUGGCAAAUGUCCCGGAGGAAAUGUUGUGAUUGUAGAAAGAAAAAGGUCUCAAAAACGGAAGAUAAACUUUGAACAUCCAAAAAAGAAAAGAAGAAUAUUAAGGGAAAUUAACAAAAAGCAACAUGAUUAUGGUCCAGCAAGUGCAGCACCUGAUAUGUCUCCUCAACAGUUAGAAAAAGCUAAAGAAGAAUUUAUGAAAAAUUUGAAGGAUGUUACAUGUGAUAGGAAUGCUAUUGAAAGGGCUACCGUGUUGCAAAGGGACAGCAGUGAAUGGCUUGAGUUAAGAAAAAAUCUUGUUACAGCUUCAAAUUUCGGCCUUAUAUGUAAAAGAAAGGCUAAUUUUGGCACUGCUUCACUUGUUAAAAAUAUAUUAUAUCCAAAGAAUUUGUUAAACGUUGCCUCCAUUUGCCACGGAAUCGAACAUGAAAGUCAAGCUCUACAACAACUGGAAAAGCAAGAAAAUGUGAAAAUUACGCAUUGUGGACUAUUUAUCGAUCAAACUCAUCCAUUUAUCGGUGCAACUCCGGACGGACUGGUGGGAUAUGAUAUGCUAGUCGAGAUAAAGUGUCCCAUUACAGCUUCUAAAAAAAGGUCUUGA